UUUGAACCUACAGAGGGAAAAAAAAUCAUCUAUCCGGCAUUCCGGGCAAACACAAUUGCGCACAGAAUUUGAAUUACUAGGCGACUACAAGGAGAAGUUUUAUGUAGUGAUUUUUGUUGCUUUUGCGCGCUGCUCUGAACAGUUUUAGUAACGCCCCGGAAAGUAGCUGCUAUGGAGAAAUCGAAAAAUUUCAGGAUCGAUGCUCUGCUGGCAGAUGAAACGCAUCGAAGUAACCGAGAACUGUCGCCGCCUCUGAGCAACGAUAGUCCUACGGGUAGCCCGGUGUCCUGCCGCCGUGCCGACACCCCGUCGCCUCGUGUUAUUCAGCUUCAGCCCGGGAUCAUACCCAAACCAGGUCUGCUCAAUCUACCCCACCCAGGACUUUCUCCUUUGCCACAGAGUCCAAUCCCAGGGAUGUACCCAGCGCCCAUGUACCCUAUGACGGCAUUGGGAGCCCAACAUCCAGCAUUUGCGUACUCUAGUUUUUCGCAGCUGACUCAAACAUACCCGGAACACCUGAAGGCGGCAGCAAUGGCUGGAUCCCUACCGCUGGAGCACUGGAUACGAGCCGGAAUCAUGGUGCCUCGCCUUCCGGACUAUAGCACUGGCCCUCAGACAGGGUUGAUGGGUAAAUGUCGGCGGCCACGUACAGCAUUUACCAGCCAGCAGCUACUUGAGCUGGAGAACCAAUUCAAGCUUAACAAGUAUCUUUCCCGGCCCAAGCGCUUUGAGGUGGCUACCUCACUAAUGUUGACUGAGACACAGGUGAAGAUCUGGUUUCAGAACCGCAGGAUGAAAUGGAAACGCAGUCGUAAGGCUAAGGAGCAAGCUGCCCAGAUGGAGGCGGAGCGACAGCGGGGUGGAGCUAAACCGACUAGUGAGAACUCAGCUGGGGAAACCCAGAGGGCAGGCCCUCAGGAUGUGGAGGGCCUUGGUGAAGAGGAUGCAGAUGAAGAGGAAGAGGAGGAGGAUGAAGAUGAGGUGGAGCAGCACGAGUUCAUGAAUGGCGACAUUAGCAUGCAGGGUUCUGACUUUCUUCAGAAUGACACGGAGGUGGAAUACCACCACCACAGCCCAUAUUCUGAUGAUGACAUGGUGCAGAUAGGAGGUGGGGACAGGAAGAUUGGGGCAGGAUUAUGAGAAGACAGGAGAAUCAGGAGAUGGGAUCCACUCUCUGUGUUCUGAACUGAGUGACUGCCUAAUGAUAAAAGUUCCUGAUGGGCAUGUUUGAACAUCUCAGACAACUCCACUGUGGCUUGUGAUAAUACAAUAAAAAAAUUAAAAAAAGUUGUAAAGGCAGUAUAAUACAGGUAUGACAGGCUGUACUACAGGAAAGUAAUAUCACUGCAGAGUACUAAACUCUUUAUUAAUACAUUUUAUCCUGUAACAUUAGUGACAACACUAAGCUCUACAUUUGUGUAGUCCUCCAGAAUCUCAGUCUGAUACAUCAAACAUGAUUCCUUAUCAAAUACACUCAUAAAAUAAUGCACACAUGCAUGAAUACACAACAUAUAUGUCUUAAUAAGAGUGAGUUUCCCUAAUCUGACAUACUUUAGGACAUGGAUGUGACAUUGCUUUGAAAAGUGCUGGGGACAAGAAUAUGCAUUCUUCAGCUGCCCCUCAAAUUCGUGUUUCCUUUAAGAAACCAAGCAUGUUCACUGAAAGAAAUCAGCGCUGGGACAGAACAUAGAGGUUCACGUAAGGUUGCGUUUGUCAAGCCUAUCGGCGUCGGACAAUACAAUUAGUCUCAGCAUUAUGGUUUAAAUAUAUUUGUAGGUUGUUUUUUUAUUUAUUUUGAUUAAAAAUAAUUUGUUUCAUUUCAAGAAAUGAUAGUUGUGCAGCAUUUAUUAUCUCGGCAUCGUGUGACAUUGUAAACAUGGACGUUUUGUUAUUCUAUCGUAAGGAGCAGGAAACUUUUUUUUUUUAUUGACUAAAACAAACAGAUACGAAUUAUUAUUCAAGGAAUCAAUAUCAUCCUGCUGUUAAACCUAGAAGUUGUAAAAUAACUUGGGAUGCAUUUUUCAAAGCUUUGCUGCAUAUGAGGAUCAUUAGGAAAUUACUCAUGCCACAGAAUGAAACAUGCCAAUAUUUACAUACAUUCAGGAUUCAUUAUGCAAGACAAUUGCUAGGAUAACUUAAAACCAUCUUCCACCCCUAUAAAUCUUUGAAACAUCCUUGUAAACAUUUCCCGUAUUGCCACUGUAUUUACUACUCUGAUGGCAUGAUGGUGCUUUUUUGGUUACACUUUGUGGUGGUUGCAGUUAUGAACUUACAAAAGCCUUUUGAAAUGCUACAUAACAUGUAAUAACUCUUGAUAUAAGUGUAUGUUUGUGCAAAAGUACCAAAAUAUGCUCUUAGGCCUCUAUGUUGUAAUUAUAAACAAUUUUAAAUUAUUAAACCUAUGUUGGACUGCUAAGGUUAGUAGGUAUAACAGCUAAAAUAAAUUGAUAUAUGUAUCCAGUUGACAUACUACAGAAUAAUUCCAUAGCUCUUAACAGAGCAAAGUGAAGCCAGUGAACUAUAAAAACAAGAAAGUACAUAAAUUCAAACUUUAAGUGUAUUAUCUAAGUAUAUGUGACUACCAAAUGAUCCUAGAGGCCCUUGUAGUUCAGUGUGUGACUGAGGGUUAGUUUCCAGUUGAUCUGAGAUGGCAGUAAGAGCUGGGUUUAUGUGCUUUAAGGAGAAUGGAAAUUCAUUUUCACUUUUAACUUGAAUUUUCCUUGGAAAACAAAUCAGGUCGAUAAGCCAACAUAUUUGUUAGGGUUACAGGUGCCAGUGAGUCUUGUAGAAAGGUAUCGUUAGUCCACUGGUGGCAAUUACAUACUUGUUUUCCAAGGAUAAAGUGUUUGAGGUUUACUGCUGGAAGAUGUUUUUGCACUCCUGUUCAACUUGAGAUUAUUUAAACCUACUGAGGUCAUUCUAAUUUAUUUGCUUCAUUAUUUGAUUCAUGUGCUUGUUGUGAAGUCCAUGUAAUAA
This is a messenger RNA of Electrophorus electricus (electric eel), 2976 nucleotides long. It is a transcript of the gene mnx2b, whose product is annotated as motor neuron and pancreas homeobox 2b. Gene Ontology annotation, biological process: regulation of DNA-templated transcription; spinal cord motor neuron cell fate specification; neuron projection morphogenesis. The record is from RefSeq and is a predicted model, not a curated record. Gene Ontology annotation, molecular function: DNA-binding transcription factor activity, RNA polymerase II-specific; sequence-specific double-stranded DNA binding. Lineage: Eukaryota; Metazoa; Chordata; Actinopteri; Gymnotiformes; Gymnotidae. Gene Ontology annotation, cellular component: nucleus.